Molecule: messenger RNA, 2339 nt
Organism: Fukomys damarensis (Damara mole-rat)
Lineage: Eukaryota; Metazoa; Chordata; Mammalia; Rodentia; Bathyergidae
Gene: Mob1b
Product: MOB kinase activator 1B
Exons: 5
Coding region: 1-666 (221 amino acids)
Biological process (GO): hippo signaling; positive regulation of protein phosphorylation
Cellular component (GO): nucleus; cytoplasm
Molecular function (GO): protein kinase activator activity
Source: RefSeq, a predicted model, not a curated record
AUGUUUUUAUGUUUCUUUUUUGUUUUUAGUGGCAGUCGCUCUUCUAAAACUUUUAAACCAAAGAAAAACAUCCCAGAGGGUUCUCACCAGUAUGAGCUCUUGAAACAUGCAGAAGCUACCCUUGGCAGUGGCAACCUCAGGAUGGCUGUCAUGCUUCCUGAGGGAGAAGAUCUGAAUGAGUGGGUUGCGGUUAACACAGUGGAUUUCUUCAAUCAGAUCAACAUGCUUUAUGGGACCAUCACAGACUUCUGUACAGAAGAGAGUUGUCCAGUCAUGUCAGCUGGACCAAAAUAUGAGUAUCAUUGGGCAGAUGGAACAAACAUAAAGAAACCUAUUAAGUGUUCUGCACCGAAGUAUAUUGAUUACCUGAUGACUUGGGUCCAGGAUCAGUUGGAUGAUGAGACAUUAUUUCCAUCAAAAAUUGGUGUUCCAUUCCCAAAGAACUUCAUGUCUGUGGCAAAAACUAUACUCAAACGUCUCUUUAGGGUUUAUGCUCACAUUUAUCAUCAACAUUUUGACCCUGUGAUCCAACUUCAGGAGGAAGCACAUCUCAAUACAUCUUUCAAGCACUUUAUAUUUUUUGUCCAGGAGUUCAACCUUAUUGAUAGAAGGGAACUUGCACCACUCCAAGAACUGAUUGAAAAGCUCACCUCAAAGGAUAGAUAAAAGAAGGCAGAGCUAUGCAAACUGUUCCUCAUAUGAAGCUGUGUGGAGUGUGUUUGGGAUGUUUAUCAUAUUUUAUCUGGUUUUAUAUUGGGUUUGGGUGUCUUGUUUGGGUUCCCUUUUCUUUAUUCUGAAUAUCUGAAAACAUACUCUAUUGGUAGAGAAAGCCAAGAACCAUUCUCUUCAUUUGAAAGGAGUUGAUUUUGUCUCAGAGGCUUACAGUAUUUUUUUAAAACAUGAUUUUAGAUGAGUUUUUAGUAAUACUGUGUGCUGGAAGAAAAUGCUGGUGGAUGGGAUUCUGUGUUGCAUAAAUCAUGGCGCAUUGUGAAGUCCCCAAGAGACUUGUUUUUAAGUGCCUUGGCAGGUUUACUUCUGAGAUGCAAAGCACAGACAAAACUGAACAGGGCUUGAAACAAUAUUAAGAUUACUAUCCAGGGCACUUAACUGGUGCAUGCUGUAAAAUAAUCUAUAAUAAAAGCCAUAGUUUACCUAAAUUGGUAUUCUCCAGCCUUUACUACAUUGAAGAAACAUAAUUUGUAAAGGUAUGCAUGUAAAACAUUAAAAAAUUAGUAUUUCUUAAUUAUUUUUGAUAUUGACAGUAAUAUAUUCUGUUCAACAAAUGCUUAAAGCUCUAUAUGCAGGUCUUUUUCCAUUCUUAGUAUCUGUGAUAUUGAAACUUGAGGAUGUUAAAAUGUAAUAUUUAUUGCAUUUUGGCUUCUUUCUACAUGUUAACUGCACUGUGGGUUUUAAACUUCAGGUUAUGUAUAGGAUUGCCAUCUUCAGAGGUGAUUCUGAACUGUGAGGUUUCUUAGCAAUUGCCAAAUGAGCCAUAAGUCUGCAGAAUAACCACUUACUUUGAAGAGUAGAAGAAGAGUGUGUAUGGGGAGUUAGGGAUGGAAUUAAAUAUGUGGAAUUAAAUUCUAGAAAGUCUUGUUUUAAAAUGCUUGAAUAGAAUGAUAAGAUUUUAAUCACUUAUAAACUGAGUCUUAGAGACUUCCUUUUAGGAAUCAACUUCCUUGAGAAGUUAAAAAUACAUUAUUGAUUUUUAGGUAAAGACAUUAAGCAUGGAUUUAAGGACCCUAUGGAAAACUGAUCACUUUUUUAGCAUUUCCAUUCAGUGAAUGGAGCUGGUAUUUCCUGUCAUUUUAAAAUGAUAUAUAGUACCUUCUUUGCAUAUUAUAGGCCCAGUUUGAAGCAUGUUGACUUCUGAUUUUUCUGUUGUGAAAGGAAUCUUUUUUUUUGCAGUGAUACCAGACAAUGAAAAUCUUAAAUUAGUAGUUAAAAUUUUAGUUGCCUGGACUUUCUAGUGAAUUAGUACUACCAAUAACAAGUUCAGAAACUUAGUUUUUAAAAAAUAAGUAGUAAUCUUUUCACUUCAGUUAUGUUCUUGAGAAAUACCCUUUCAGACUUGCAGUUUCAGUUUUAUCAUUUUUGAUAAAUUUGCUUUCUUCAGUUAGAUAUAUGUUCCAUUCCUUCACUUAGAAACAUGCUUGUAGAAUAAAGUGCUUGCUCUGAAUAGAUUAAAAAUGCUUAGUAGAAAAGAAAGUGAGUUUGUUUUUGUCAUUAAAAAGUAGACCACUGAGUGAUGCAGUUUAAUACUUUUACAAUUUGUUUUGUUUUGUUUUUUGUUGUUUUGUGUGUGUGUUUUUUUGUUUGUUUGUUUUGUACCAGAGAUU